This is a messenger RNA of Synchiropus splendidus (mandarinfish), 1296 nucleotides long. Its product is annotated as complement factor H-like. Lineage: Eukaryota; Metazoa; Chordata; Actinopteri; Syngnathiformes; Callionymidae. The transcript has 10 exons. The record is from RefSeq and is a predicted model, not a curated record. The coding region runs from base 113 to 1201 and encodes 362 amino acids.
UGUCACUCUGUUGACUAUUUCUCAAGCGAGUGUGAGAUUGUGUAAAUGUUGCCUCCAAUAAGUGACUGCGUCCCAGAUGGUCUGCAGUCCUCGGUCGUCCUAACAGCUGGAAAUGCAUGCGGCAUAUUUGGGAGUGCUGUGCCUCAUUUGCUCAUCCGGAGCACUGGGUGCUCCGGGAAAGAGGCAUUGUCGAGUGCCCCCUUUGAAUAAUGGCUUCCUCGUUCCUGACCAAGACGUUUACACUCACGGGUGCCAGAUCGGUUAUAGGUGUGAUGAGGGAUACAAACCGGCGGUGGAGGGUUGGUGGCAGUUGGUGACGUGUCAGGAUGGGAAAUGGUCUCAUAAACCCCAGUGUAUUGACGAGACGAACUGUCUGCCUCUGCCCAUCCCAAAUGGGAAAUACACUGUGGAUGAACAGCCUUGGUUUCCAGAUGGUUUUCAAUUAGAUACAACCUGCGACACUGGAUACACACACAAGUCCGGGCUGAACCUUGCUGUCUGUGACAACGGGGAAUGGUCCCGUCGACCUGCCUGUGAGAAGAAAGCAGACGCCUGCGAUGACCCCCCGAGGAUGCCGAACGCAGUGGUGGUCGGUCAGAGAUACCAAGCUAUAUAUGAGCAAGAUACGCAACUCCAGUACGAAUGUGAGGAUGGCUACACUUUUGAAGGAGCAGCGCCCAAUAAGGCCAUCAUCUGUAGAUCUGGGGCGUGGUCGAGUGCGGACCCAUGUGUCAAGAAAAGCACGCCAAAUCCAGACCACUCUACUUCGGGCGGUUGGAGUCGACCAGGAGGAGGUUCUUCUAGCGCGGUGGUCGAUAAAGAAGAAGCGAUGACAAGUACCGGCAAAUGUGGACCGCCUCCUGUUAUUCCAAACGGUGAAGUAGUUCUCCAGACCAGAUCCUACAUCAAAUACCAGUGUGCUGCCUACUACAAGACAGAAGACCCGUUUGUUUUCUGCCUAAGCUCCGGAUCCUGGUCCAAAAUCCCCACUUGUAAAGAAAACUUUUGUUUGCUUGAGACUGGGAAGUAUGCAAGACUGGAAAAUAAUGGUGAUAUAUACCUGAUGCACAAAGAGACGAGGAGACUGCUGUGUAGCAGGGGAAAGUAUUGGAAUUCCUAUGCUGAAGCAGAGUGUAAGGAUGGAGCUCUGGAUGUGGGAGAGUGCUGUACUCGUACGUCUUUGAACCUGGGAAUAUGCUAACACCAGAGGAGCAGCUCAUGAACGCGAUGAACAACCGUCCACUUGGUUUGUCAAAACGAAUCAGUUAUAGUACUCAAAUAAAGUCCGUCACCUCA